This is a messenger RNA of Conger conger (European conger), 2116 nucleotides long. RefSeq lists its product as uncharacterized. The record is from RefSeq and is a predicted model, not a curated record. Lineage: Eukaryota; Metazoa; Chordata; Actinopteri; Anguilliformes; Congridae. Bases 1154 to 2047 code for a protein of 297 amino acids. The transcript is spliced from 7 exons.
CCAUUUGGACACUGUGAUAUCCCUUAAUCCAGCGGCCCCCAACCACCGGGCCGCGGACAUGGACCGGUCCGUGGGUCAUUUGCUACCGGUCCGCACAGAAAUAAUUAAUAACUUAUUUUAUUUCCUAUCAGUUAUUUUUAUUUUAUUUAUUUAUUAUUUUAUUUCCUUAUUUUAUUGAUCAGUCUGAAAGGUGUUUUAUUUUGGAAAAAACGACCGGAUUAUCUUCCAAUUACAUCCGUUUUGCCUACGUGCUUUACGCAUGUCAAGACUUGUCAAGGCUUGUCUCGGUACACGCGAUACCCCCAACAUUAAACCCACAAGAUAGCUAACCUGAGUAAAAAACAAACGCCUUUGGGGAGCUUCUUUGCAAAGGGGGAAAGGCCCAACGAGGAGACAGAAGAAGAUCCUACAACUACCAAGAAAAAGAAAGCUGCAUUUAACAGACAGUACCAGGAGUCCUACUUAAAAUACGGUUUCAUCGCGACCGGUGAUUCUAUCUUUGUGAAGCUGGGUUUUCUGCAGUGACGGCAACCAAAACAAAAUUACGGAGUAGACUAGACAUAAAGAACACACUUCGGGUGUCAUUGUCUCCGAUUACCCCUCGAUGGGACCUUCUUGUUGCAAAGAAACAAGCUCAGGGCUCCCACUGAUUCAGCGUUAUGGAUGUGAUAAAUACUCUAGUCCAGGACAAUAGGGCGUUUGCAGAAAAGCUGGAGGAGCAGUUCAUUCGAGGCCAGCUAGUCGAGAAGAUGCUGGUCAAUGCUCAAAAAGUCAUGAUCGGAAAUACACAGGAAAUCCAAGGCCUAAAACAACAGCUCUCUCUGAAAGAGAACGUCCUCCAUCAGGCAGAAAUGGAGAUCUCUUUGAUGAAAAGGACAAGGACAGGGAGAGAGAUGCACAGCUCGGCUCGCUGAAGGAGGAGAUUAGGGCACUGAGGGAGGAGAACCAGAGUCUACAGACCCUCUUUACUAACACUGAGAAUGGAAACACACCUCUGAAAGAGUCCUUUUCCCAGACUCAGAUUAUCAGGCUUCAACGUGAGCUGCAGGACCUCCAGAGACUGCAGCUCAAAGACGUGCCCUCUGAGUCCCCACACUCAGGGCUCAAAUCUCCCAUCGGGAGACAGCUGGGUUUGGACGACUCCUUCCUGUGGAUGCAGCUGGACGAGGGGGACAGAAGUCCCUCCAGCAGCAGCAGCACCUCCCAGUGCCGGGCGGAGAAGCAGGUCCUGAGCGGGACCGCCACCCCCGACGACUGCCUGUCCAUCCGCAGCCUCUCCUCCAGGGUCAGUGUGCAGGGUCCGGGGGACCUGUGCGCCUCCCCCAAAACCGCAGCCCCGGCCAGGGAGCAUAGCGCCCUCCAGAGGCACAUCUCCGAGGCACAGACCCUGAUCAUGGAGGUGGACACCUGCAUCCAGGAUUCCUUUCAGACCCGGGUGCAGGAAGACGUGCUGACCAGGGCGGUAAUUGAGUCUCUAAUGCAGCAGAAUCAGGCUGUAGCUCAGGAACUGGAUUUGCAAACGGCACGAGUCCACGAGCUGGAGGUCAUGCUUGCUGACGCUUAUGAGCAAAAGGCCGUGGCGGUGUCUGAGAGCCAGACAGCCAUGGAGGAACUUCAGGACUUCAUACGUGGCAGAGACAAGCUCCUCAAAGAGCUGAGCGAGGACUACAGUCAGCUGAGGGAGGAGAAAAUCCAUUUGCAGAGCUUUUUCUGUGACGAUGGGCACGGGACUGCGGUCCUGAAAAAGUCAUUUCAUCAGAGCCACCCUCAGAUAAACAAGAUGCAGGGUGAGAUAACGGAGCUCCACAGAAGGCAACACACAAGCAGCUUAAGCAAGCUGUACCUCGGGCUUAAAGCUCAUGAAGAGAGGGAGCUCAGUCCUCAAGAUGUGGCUUCGGUCGUUCUGGACCUGAAUGAAUUUAGUUCAUUUCUGGGAGGAACCCUGGACGAGCAGCACCAGAACUCAGCACCAGAACCUGGACCUGCAGCUGCUGAGGGAGCCACACGCCUGAGGAAAGAAUACAAGACACAGACAUUUAAAGUAUAACUGACCCAUCAUUAUGUAUUCAUUUACUUUUCUACAUCUUCAAUGUGUUAUUAAAUCAUUCAUAUGGCU